Messenger RNA from Daldinia caldariorum, 1472 nucleotides. RefSeq lists its product as uncharacterized. Gene Ontology annotation, cellular component: mitochondrial inner membrane. Gene Ontology annotation, biological process: mitochondrial respiratory chain complex I assembly. The coding region runs from base 252 to 923 and encodes 223 amino acids. The record is from RefSeq and is a predicted model, not a curated record. The transcript has 2 exons. Lineage: Eukaryota; Fungi; Ascomycota; Sordariomycetes; Xylariales; Hypoxylaceae.
AUAUCACUUUAUUUUUAUACCAGUGGUACCUACCAACGCUAUAAUUUGUGCUUACCUAUACAGUGUCAUACAGUGAAAUCUAACAAAUAACUGCACUGUGCGAGCUUCUCCAACAUAAUGACGUUCAACCCACCAUCUUUUUGCGCAAGCUCCAGCUCCCCCAAAUGAAAGAAGCAGAAAACUUCAAGUAACUCGAAGAGCAGAGCGCAAUGGAACUUAUUGUUAAAAGCUAACAUACAUCAAUUACGGCCAUGGUUUCCGCAUUACGGGCUUGUCGGCCUUUGAAUCAAUUUACCACGAUUUUGCGACAGCCGGGCAUUCAAAGCCGCCGGCUGCUCCCUAUAACAAAUUCCUCCCGCAAUGCAACGAUUCGUAGGGGUUUCCCGUGCGCGACUUCGCAGUUCCACACAACUGCCUCGCGCCCUAAAGACGAGGAGUCGUCGUCGUCGUCCCGUGCUGACCUUUCGGCUCUAGAUGUGCUGGGUAAUACGCCCGUGCCUGCUACUUCUGUGGACGUCUGCACGUCAAAUGGUUUCCACCUCAACAAUGGCGCAAAGAUCACCGACAGUUCCGGCGUCCUCUUGGUUAAUGGCGAAGCAUUUGCGUGGCGUCCGUGGGUACCCCGCGGCGAGAAACGACUGCUAAAUAAGAAGGGGCAAUGGGAGGUGCCUAAUGAGACGUUCGGAUUGUUUAACUUGCUGUGGCCUCGACCAGAUCUAUUGAUACUCGGUCUUGGUCCGGAAAUCCGACCUAUAAGUCCGGAACUAAGAAGACAUAUUAGCAGCUUAGGAAUGAGGGUAGAUAUUUUGGACACACGAAAUGCGGCUGCGCAGUACAACUUGCUAGCUACGGAGCGAGGAGUUGACGAUGUUGCGGCCGCACUAAUACCCAUUGGUUGGAGAGAAGGCCUAGGCGCUGCCUAAGUAGAUGCAUAUGGUUAAUAGCAAACGCCACACCUCUCUGUACUUGGAGAUGGAAGAACGCAAAAGAUAUGAAGCAAUAAGGUCGGCCAGCGCAUUUGUUUACACGAAGUCUUAUUCUAGGCUAUGGCAUUGCUUACGUCUAAGAGGUAUGCAAACCCGACUUAACAAGCAAAGAAUCAACGGGCGGCCAAAGCGAACAUUGUACUAUAUUAUGCUAUGGAGCGUGUAUAUUAGACGAAAACUGAAACACAACUCGGAUGUAUGUGUCAAUAUGACCCAAGCAGGAAAGGGAUUUAAGUCAAAUCGUUAACGCUGUCAUUUUAAUGACAUACUUCUGGAAACUUCAUAUUCGAGUGUUUUGUGCAAAUAUGGUUUAGCAGACCUGUUCCAUCUCGAUAGAUAACUCACGGUCGUUUUGGCGAAAUAGUUAGAAAGUACCUACUAAAGUUAGUUUCGUAUUAAACAUCGAAAAAUAUAUGACUUUAGUAUAGUUUCCUAUCCUAACUUACGGACGACUAUCUUUGUCUUCCAGGGUUUCCUUAAGCAACA